Molecule: messenger RNA, 965 nt
Organism: Saccostrea cuccullata (small rock oyster)
Lineage: Eukaryota; Metazoa; Mollusca; Bivalvia; Ostreida; Ostreidae
Exons: 4
Coding region: 87-632 (181 amino acids)
Source: RefSeq, a predicted model, not a curated record
AAUGAAGCAGUUUAUAAAAGGCAAUUUUUUGUGAAAAGUACAGGAUCUGGAUUGCGAAAUUUUAAUUCUUAGCUUACGUUAGAGAAAUGAAAACUUCUGUUCCCUUUUUAUGCGUUGCAUUUUCUUCAAUGACUGCAAAUAGUUUUCUAACCGUGUCGCCAAAGUCCUGUCCACCAGAUAAAAUAUGGGAUGAAAAGAGACAAAUCUGCAAAAAUUGUGUGUCAGGUUACUUCGGUGUCAAUUGCUCUCGCACUUGUCGAUUCCCAAGUUUUGGAGAUGACUGCCAGCAACAAUGCUAUUGCACACCAAAGUAUUGCCAUCCGUCAAAAGGAUGUAUAUUUACCUAUGAAAAAGAUCUGGACAACAGGGUGACACAUACGUAUGUUUCCAACAUCCUCCUCGGAAUCAUUGUCCUUUUAUUGACAUUGCUUGUCGUUUUCCAAGCCCUUACUUUCAGAUUGAGAAUACUUUGUAGACGGCCCAUUCGUCAACGGGAUAGUAAAUCAGUUUCAAUUCGAUACCAUAGAUAUGAAGUACCACAACCCAUUCCUGAUGACUCAAUGUCAUACUUAGAUGCUGUAAGGCUCACAGACUCAGAGACCGAUAGAAACAAUGAAGUGAUCACUUCUUAGGUGUUGUCAAUGAAAAACUCUGAUAUUUCUAUUUUAUAUUGACUUCGAGGUACCUGUGUGUUUGUUAAAUUACUUUAGAUACUAUUUUGAAUCAUUUUAAAUAUUGCUAUAUGGCCGCCGCAAUGUUAAGGUCAACGCACCUUUUGGUUUUGAAUAUCUUUGGUGGCCCUCAAUAUAAUUCGAAUUUCUUUAUUAGACUUUUGAGAAUAAUUGCUGUUUGUUUUUUUCAAUUUUGUUUUUAAAUAAUGCUUUAUAUACUUUGUUCAUGUAUUUUGAAAUGCUAAAAUAAUCUAAAGUGCAAGUAAUUUUCCGGAAUAACGUGUUUAUAUCACU